AUGUCGCCCGUCCCGUCCCCCGCUCCUCAGCCUCCUCCCUCCAUAUCUCUCCCCGUGAGGCACAAACAAAAGUCUGCCCCCGUCGGUAUCGCCGCCGGCGCUGAGGACGCCAAGUAUCAUGUAAAGUACAAGGAGCUCAAGCGCAAAGUCAAAGACAUCGAGGCCGACAACGACAAGCUGCAUUUCAAGGUUCUCCAGGCCAAACUGAGCAUUCGCAGAAUGAAAAUGGAACGAGCUGUGCUAUAUGAGCGUCUAUCUGUGAUUCCUCCUUCUCCGACUAUACAGGAUCGCCAUCCUUUGCCUCCUGCUCAUCCGGUGGCUGGCGGUCCAGCUCAUCAGCUUUCUUCUCGUCCCCCUCCAGGCAGGGAUCAUCAUCGUGAAAUACGUGACCAUCUGUCUUCUAUGGAUCCCGAUCAAUCCCAUCUUCCUCAGGAGCAUAUUCGCUCUCAGCCAGCUCUGAGGUUGCCUCCAGAUGCCCGUUCUGCUCCCCCCAUGGACAAUUCUUCCGUGGCGCUUUCCCCACAUAUGUCCGUUCGUUCACCCAGGCGCAUGUCGUCGGCCCACGACAGUACCCGCCAUCACCUGCCUCCUAUGCCCCAGAUCCCCGCUGGUCACCUACAUCAGUAUGAAACUGCCAGAGGCCAUUCGCAGUCUAAUUCCCAUGCUAGUCCCUCUUUGCAUCAUACCCACCCCAGCUCGUCUCAUUCCAGAAACCGAUCUCAUUCUUCCUCUCAUUCUCGUUCCCAACAUGGCCCUCCCCAAACUUAUCGUGACGUGCCCGGCCAAUAUCAACACCACCCUGAAAGUUUACCUUCUGUCCACCAACCGAUGCACAGUCCUCCACCUUCUGAGCGAGAAAGGCCUAGGCGCGGGGACCCUCACGAGUUUGCAGACGAAUCUCAUCUCUAUGAUCGACACCAGCCACUUUUGUCGUCUGGCAGAAUUCACUCCCAUCAACGCCUAGGUCCUGGCACUUAUAUUACCAGAGACGAGUUCCAGGACAAACGCGGAGACUUGGAGCGCGAGCGCGAAUGGGAACGCGAGCACGAGCGCGAACAAGGACGAAAUCGCGAGUACACUCGCAGCCGCGAAAUAAGCUCAUAUCAGAUGCACUCCCCUCCCCAUUCGGUGCAGAGAUCCCGCUCCCAGAUAGAUAGAGGUGAUUAUGACCCCCACAUGCCGCCUCGCAGCCGAGAAGACCCAGCUUAUUAUCAUGACUCGCAUCUCUCUUCUGGCUACCCUCGUCUCGCUCGCUCAGACACGCCCGGUUCUGGUUCAGCUUCUGGUUCCGGUGCGGGCGUCGCCGAUGUCCCAUCUCGGCCAGAUUCACGAAGUCAGUAUUACGAGCGUGAUCGCGCCAGGAAUUACAGACUUCGCCCGGUUUCCCAGCCGAAUGAAGAUGUUGAUUUUCUCCACGAAGAUAGCCGAUCUCAGUCUGGCGCAGAUCGAGGCGCCGUGGGUGUGGGUGGUGGCGGUGGCACCUUUGCAAUUUCAGACCAGAGCCGUCCAUCCAUGGAUUCUAGGAAGCGCACUCGACACGACAUGGAGGUCGAAAGUGACAAUGACGUAGGAGAUGGGCCGUCGGGCAGUGGUUCUCUCUAUCCUUCUGGUAGGCCCCAGGAAGAUAGGGGCUCUUCUAAACGUUAUCACCGAGAACAUCCACGUCGGAGUGUUGACACUCACGAAGACAGCCGAAUGGCUGCUCCUUGA
Molecule: messenger RNA, 1710 nt
Organism: Psilocybe cubensis
Lineage: Eukaryota; Fungi; Basidiomycota; Agaricomycetes; Agaricales; Agrocybaceae
Exons: 3
Coding region: 1-1710 (569 amino acids)
Source: RefSeq, a predicted model, not a curated record